This is a messenger RNA of Manacus vitellinus (golden-collared manakin), 1243 nucleotides long. RefSeq names its product major facilitator superfamily domain containing 12 (gene MFSD12). Gene Ontology annotation, molecular function: symporter activity. The transcript is spliced from 10 exons. Bases 1 to 942 code for a protein of 313 amino acids. NCBI's taxonomy places the organism in Eukaryota, Metazoa, Chordata, Aves, Passeriformes, Pipridae. Gene Ontology annotation, cellular component: membrane. Gene Ontology annotation, biological process: carbohydrate transport. The record is from RefSeq and is a predicted model, not a curated record.
AUGGACAGCACUGGCACCACCUGCGUCCUCGUGUCCUUCCCCUUCGUGUUCAGCCCCUGCCUGGCCUGCAGGGAGGGCACUCCACAGUGGGCAGCCUUCAUCUACUACCUCCCCUUCAUCGUCAUCUUCCAGUUUGGCUGGGCAGCCACGCAGGUGUCCCACCUGGCCCUCAUCCCCGAGCUGGUGAGCAGUGACCAUGAGAAGGUGGAGCUCACGGCUUUCAGGUAUGCCUUCACCGUCAUGGCCAACAUCACUGUGUACGGCCUGACCUGGCUCCUGCUCAACUUCCAGACAGACCAGGGGCUGCCUGCCUGGGCACUGGGGAUGUGGAGGGUGGAGAGAGGGGCUGUACUGGGCACCCAACCUGUCAGAGGGGCUGUGCCCUUCUGGGUGGCAGUGCUCUACAUGUCCACCCGCCUCAUCGUCAACCUGUCCCAGACCUACAUCGCCAUGUACUUGACCAACUCACUGAUGCUCUCCAAGAAAUACAUCGCCACCAUCCCCCUGGUCAUGUAUGUCAGCGGGUUCCUCUCCUCCUUCCUCAUGAAGCCUGUGAACAAGUGGAUCGGUCGGAAUCUGACCUACUUCGUGGGCAUCCUGGUGGUCCUGGCCUUCGCCUCCUGGGUGGCCCUGGCCACGCCGAUGGGAGCUGAGGUCUACGGAGCGGCCGUGCUGCUGGGGGCUGGCUCUGCCACCAUCCUGGUCACCUCCCUGUCCAUGACAGCGGAUCUCAUCGGCACCAACACGCACAGCAGCGCAUUUGUCUAUGGUGCCAUGAGCUUCACGGACAAGAUGGCCAAUGGCCUGGCUGUGAUGUUGAUCCAGAACCUGCACCCCUGCCCCCCAGGUGCUGUCGGGCUGCAGGGGCUGAGCGGAGCUGGGACCCCCGACACUGGGACUGAGAGCGCAGAGGGAGGGGGCCAGAACGGCACCGUCAACUGAGCCAUGGGGCCAUGUCCUUGGCCACCGUGUCCUCAGGGCCAUGUCCCCGGCCAGCACAUCCUUAGGGCCAUGUCCUUGGCCACCACAUCCUCGGCCACCACGGUGCCACACUCUGAGUCUGGAAGGUCCCCCACGCUGGGGGACACCAGGCUCUGGGGAGGGGAGUGACUGAGCCCCGCCCUGUCUCCUUGCACUGGACUCAUGUCCCCACAGCCUGUCCCCCUGGGGCCGAUGAAGGAUGUCCCUGGUAAGGGUGUCACUGGUGCAGGACAUCACCUGCCACCUGCACACCGAACACUGG